Molecule: messenger RNA, 2730 nt
Organism: Plutella xylostella (diamondback moth)
Lineage: Eukaryota; Metazoa; Arthropoda; Insecta; Lepidoptera; Plutellidae
Biological process (GO): regulation of transcription by RNA polymerase II
Cellular component (GO): nucleus
Molecular function (GO): RNA polymerase II cis-regulatory region sequence-specific DNA binding; DNA-binding transcription factor activity, RNA polymerase II-specific
Source: RefSeq, a predicted model, not a curated record
UAAUAUUUUUAAUUUAUUGGUAUUUCUUCGAUUAAUUCCUAUCUAGAUCUAGUUUUACAUUUCUUAAUAUGAAGAGAAGUUGUAGACUUGUGGUGUAGACAUUCAUGUACCAUCACAACAAAUCAUGUAUCGUAAUUUACCGUGAUAAAAUGUAAUGCACACUGCAAUAAAAAUUCGGAUAUUCUUUCAGCGAAGGUUAUAUUCUUGGUUUAGCGCAGUGCAUCUUUAAAACCAUGUUUAUCUCCCAUGAAAAAAGUCCAAGCAAAAUGAAAUUUCAAAAACCAAACAUACUCAGAAGAAGAGUGAAAGUGGCUGCAAAAUCAUCACUAUUGUCUGCCACUACUGAUAUGGCAGUAGUGAACCAGCCCCAGAUUGCUACUAAAUUGCCUGACUGGAGUGCGGCAAAUUUCUCGAAGCACAAAUGCAGUAAACCUGCUCACUUUAUGAAGAAACCAGUUAUGCAGCGGAUCAAGCUAGACAGCUAUGUCUCAGAAGACAAUAAAAUCAAAAUGCAAGAGAUAGAUGACAAAACCAGCAAUGCUCGAAAUGAUAAUGUGAUAUUAAAUAAUAAUCAAGAAAUUGGAGGACUCACAAGGCAGAUGCAUACUGAUUUCAAGUUAGAGAAUUGCAUGUUUGACAUUGGUGAAAAAACAUUGGAAGAUUUUCAACAUGGCCAAAUAUCAUAUGGGAAUGCUGAAAUAAAUUGGGGUUUAGCAUCUGUAGAUAAUGAAAAACCUAACCCUUUGGUGCAAUAUGUUGAAACUGAACAAUGCAAUGGCAGUGACUAUUCAAAUGCAGAGGGUUGUGUCGUAACUUCUAAUUUACAAUUGGACAUAAAUUCAGUAGUAGUAACAUACUUGUGUGACCAUGCUGACUGCAACAAGGAGUUUGCAACUGAAGCCAAGCUGAAGAAGCACAAGACUACUCACACAAAUGCAACGUUUCUGAACAAAGUGUUGAAACAAUCAAUUGAGUGCCCGGCGGGCCGAGGCGGGGGAGGGCCAGAGAGUGCCUGCGACAAAGUGUUCACCGUGAGGGCUGACAUGCUGCAACAUCUCAAAGAUGAACACACUCUAGAAGAUGCUUUGUACAGUUGCCCAUCCUGCUCACGCCGCUUCUUCUGGUCCGGGGGCCUGCGUUCCCACGCUCGGGCGUGCGAGGGCGGGCGCGCGCCGCUGGCCUGCGCGUGGCCCGGCUGCGGCCGCCAGUUCCGCCAGCCCUGCCGCCUGAAGGAGCAUGCUCGCGCGCACACGGGGGAUAAGCCGUACCCGUGCCGGUUUCCUAACUGCGGCUGGUCGUUCCGCAACGCGAGCAAGCUGCACCGUCACGCUCGGCGGCACACGGGCGAGCGGCGCCACCGCUGCGAUCAGUGCGGCCGCGCCUUCCUGCGAGCCGAGCACCUGCGCGAGCACGCCGCGCGCCACGAGCGCCCGCCGCGCCCGCCGCGACCCAGCAAGCACGGGAGGAAGAAGAGGGACACUGUCGUUAUGUUGGAUUCUCAAACGACGGCGGAGGAUACAGACGGAGGAGAUACAGCGGAGGCAGUGUUUUGUCUGCAACUAUCGAAGUCUGAAGACCUCGACGACAGCGCGUGUGAGACAGAGAGGGCGGUCGCGCCCAUCGUCGCGCCUCUCGCUCCCUCCAAGAUAGAGUCCGAUUGGAGUGACGGAGAGGACCCCUUCUUGAUGCGUCCGCCAAGCGCAUCCACUAUCACCCUGGAGCCUCCCAGCGCACUAGAAGCUACUUCACUAGAGGCUAACCCACUUGAAGGCGGCCCACUAGAAGCAUGUGGUUCUCUGGAGGCGGGAGUCUCGCUGGAGGAGUCCGGUUCAUUUGAGGAGGGUGUCUCACUGGAAGCGUGUAAUUCGUUGGAGGAGGCAGUUUCGCUGGAGGCGUGUGGCUCGUUGGAGGAGGCAGUCUCGUUGGAGGCGUGUGGUUCAUUAAGCGCGUGGUGCGAGGGCGAGGGCCGCGCGGCGCGCACCCACUGCACGUGGCCGCUCGCGCCCAGGGAUGAUGCCGUGCUGGUGUUGGAGGGAGAUGUUCAGGUGGAACUGUCGCAAGGCGCGGAGAGGAAGGUGUACACGAUCCGGAGCGACCUCUUCUUGCACGGGAACAUACUGCACAGUGAAGACAGCGAGAGUGGCGUGGCGGUGUCAGCGGCGGCCACAGAGUCAGCGGCGGACGCGGCGGGUGCGGCGGAACAGGGCGCUCCGCUUGAAGACCUCGGCUUGCUGGACGCACACACCACUAUCGACCUUAUGCAGGAGGAGCUAAUGUACACGGAUGUCAACGAGUCUUCUUACCACUUGCUGAGUGACGGCGACAUACAGACGUUCUACACACACGCCGCGCCGCGCCGCUAGAUACUCAACCUUAUUGCAAGUAUGUAUAGAGCACAAAGUCUUAUUAGUGCAACUAUGUUUGUACCUGCUCAGUCAAUUAAACAUGGGAGUUCCAUUUGUAAAAUAAUAACGAAAUUGUGUAAAAAAUGGGUACUAGAGCAAUAUUGACUGAGUAGUACACUGUAUGUUAGCAUGUAGGAUAUACAUAUUUUACUGUUUAUUCUUUGUCUUAGACUAAAGAGGAAAAAGGCAAUAUUGCAUAAAAAAUUGUAAGAUUAUGUUGAAAUAGUAAGAAAUAGCUAUAAAAGUGUCAUCAAUUUUUAAAAUUGACUUUAUGGUUUAGGAAAAUCGGUCUAUGCAAUGUCUUAUUGAUAAAUUAAUAUAAAUA